CUCGCGCUAUAUAAGUGACUGGCUAUCCUCCAAGCACAUUCGCAGAUCAUAGCCCUCCGGUCUAUCAUCAUCCACCACCUCCGUCAUCAGUAUCAUCAUCGCCAGUGUUCAAAGUACUCCAGUGUACGUACAACUGUUAUGCAAAGGGCAUGUGCAGUGUUCUUACUGUCGCCAAUGAAAGGGGCCAAGACUGCAUAUAAAUUUCAACUAUACACCACCAUCACAAGAGGAUCAUAUGGAAGUAUAUCCAGAAAUGUCGAAGUAUUAUACCAGUAACGUAUGCCUUCAGGAUGGAAAUCUGGGAACAAUAUCAGGUGCUUCAUCUACAAGAGAUGGGAAAGAACCCACUGUACCAGCUUGGAUCCCAGAAUCAAGGAACAGUACAGACAUACUAAUUAAACCUCUAAAACCUAGAUUGUUUCCACAGUUGAUGGCAGCUCUGCUCACCUGCUGGGUGAAUCUUGCCAGUGGUGCUAGCCUUGGUUAUGCAACCCCUGCCCUCCCAUCGUUACAGCAUCCAAACUCAAGAUUACACAUUACAGAGAGUCAGGGAUCAUGGGUAGCUGGCCUGGUGAUGCUGGGAGCACUGGGUGGAGGAAUGCUGACAGGACCAUGUAUUUCCCUGGGUCGUCGGCGUGCACUGUGGCUUAUAGCAACACCACUUACAUUUGCAUGGGUGCUCAUAGCACUUGCUCAAAAUGUGUGGUUCCUGUAUGUAGCCCACUUCAUCUUGGGGACCUGUCUGGGCAUCAUUGCAGAUGCAUCUCAACUCUAUGUGAGCGAAACAGCAUCAGCACAAUGGCGUGGAGCACUUGGUUGCAUUCCAGCCCUUAUGUUCAAUGUAGGAAUUCUCACAUGUUACACUGCAGGGGCGUGGCUUGACUGGGAGGAACUGGCUUUCUUUGGUGGUGGACUCACACUGCCAGCACUAUUGUUCCCAAUUAUACUGCCUGAGUCUCCAAGCUAUUUGGUGGCACAGGAAAACAUGAAAGAGGCAAUUGCCGCUCUCCACUGGCUGCGUGGUGCCACAUACGAUAUAACUGCUGAAUAUCAGGAGUUGUUGCACUGUGAGAAAGGUCCUGGGGUGCUGGAAAGACUGCAGGGUCUCUGCGACCAUGAAGCCUUUCUUCCACUGUUUCUGACUGGUGCCAUCCGUGCUCUUAGCAGGUUUUGUGGGCUGCGUGCUAUUCUCUGCUAUACACAAACCAUUCUCCUCAGCUCUCACUCUAGUCUUGAUGUUGAAGUUGCAACAGUUAUCACUGGAGCUGUGCAGCUUAUUGCAACAUUGGUAGCAUGUGGGCUGCUCGAUAGACUUGGCAGGCGCAAACUCUUAAUAGCAUCUCAGGCUAUAAUGGGACUGUCACUGGUAGGUCUUGCCUGUUACCACUAUUACCAUGAAGAUCUCAGAAAUACUCAUGGAACUCUCGUUGGUUGGCUUCCUGUUGUGGCUAUUAUGGUGUACAUUAUAGCAAAUUCAAUUGGGCUGGCUCCAGUCUCUGGAAUACUCAUCGGUGAACUGGUGCCUCAGCGACACAGAAGUAUUGCAAGUUCAAUCACCGGUGCAAUCAGCUGGCUCAGUGCUUUCAUAGUCACAAAAACCUUCCUGGAUUUAAGGUCAAUUCUCAAUCUUCAUGGUACACUGUGGCUUUAUGGAAGCAUCUGCCUAACUGGCAUACCAUUUGUAUACUUCUUUCUCCCAGAGACUCGUGGUAUCUCACAGUAUGGCAUUGAGGUACUUUUUAAAGCAACCAAGGAUCAUAGUAAUAAGAUAACUGAAACCAAAAUGGGUCAAAGUAAGUGCCUAAUGGUUUUGCAUGUGCAUACUGAGAAAGCAAGCAUCUGCGAUGAAUGCUUAACACAGAGCAGUGAAAUCAGCAGUCCAGAUAAUAUUUCGGUGUGAUAUCUUCAAUUCCAUUCUUCUUAAUAUGUAACCGGUGACAUUCCAUAGCAAACUGUUUUGCUAUCCUUGUUUCAGAUAAUGUAAUCACAAAGUGAAUACCUGUGUCAGUGAGUGAUAAAGUGAAUAAAUAUGACUGUUGACAGAAGAAACUAAUACCCUUUUUAAGCCAUGACCCAGGUGAAUUGUUUUAUAUAUAUGCAUAUAUAUUUUCAUGUAUCAUAUUGAACUUUGAUGCAAACUAAAUCCUCAUCUUAUGAAAGUGAUGUGUUACUUGAAAGGUGUUCAUUUAGAGGGUUUGACUUGGAUACAUUUGUAAUGUACUGUGUUCCCAUAAAUCAAAUUGUGCUCAGACAUACAAUAAAAUUGUUGUCUUUCA
Cryptotermes secundus is the source of this 2276-nucleotide messenger RNA. RefSeq names its product facilitated trehalose transporter Tret1. Gene Ontology annotation, molecular function: transmembrane transporter activity. Lineage: Eukaryota; Metazoa; Arthropoda; Insecta; Blattodea; Kalotermitidae. The transcript has 5 exons. The coding region runs from base 236 to 1900 and encodes 554 amino acids. Gene Ontology annotation, biological process: transmembrane transport. The record is from RefSeq and is a predicted model, not a curated record. Gene Ontology annotation, cellular component: membrane.